Molecule: messenger RNA, 1797 nt
Organism: Pelobates fuscus (common spadefoot toad)
Lineage: Eukaryota; Metazoa; Chordata; Amphibia; Anura; Pelobatidae
Product: acetylserotonin O-methyltransferase-like
Exons: 8
Coding region: 5-1087 (360 amino acids)
Biological process (GO): methylation; melatonin biosynthetic process
Molecular function (GO): acetylserotonin O-methyltransferase activity
Source: RefSeq, a predicted model, not a curated record
GAAGAUGAGCUCUUCCAGUGAUUGCAGUGGAACCAAUGUAUUACAAGAAUCUUCUUCCAGUGAUAGCAAGAAUGCUGACCUUUUACAAGAAUAUAUACAUGCCUUCAUCAUUUCAAAGGUUGUCUUCUCUGCCUGUGAGCUGAAUGUGUUUGAUGUUCUGGCAGGGUCUGAGGUACCUCUGCCCCUAACAGCUAUAUCGGAGCUUUUAGGCACAAGCAUCAGAGGAACUGAAAUCUUACUUGAUGCCUGUGUGGGACUUAAACUAUUGAAAGCAGAUAAUCAAAAUGGAGAAGUGUUAUAUAAAAACACAGAACUUGCUCACCGCUACCUGAGAAAGACCAGUUCUAAGUCCCUGUUUAGUUCAAUUAUCCAUUACUCCCCAAACGUGUUCCGAAAAAUGGACUUACUUACAGACAGUGUCAAGCAAGGGAUACCGGUCUGUAAGAUGCAACAUGGAAAUCCAGAAGAUGCAUUUUUCAAUCUGUACAGAUCAGAAGAACAAAUGAUUGAAUUUUUACAAUGUAUGGAAAGCUCAUGGUUACUCUUUGACAAAGAAGCAGUUAUGUCAGCAUUUGAUCUUUCAUCCUUCAAGAUCAUCUGUGAUUUGGGAGGAGGCACAGGGACAUUGGCAAAAGUUUGUGACGCUAUGUAUCCAACCUCGUCCGUCAUUCUCUAUGAUCUACCAGAGAUAAUACAAGUCACACAGGAACAUUUUAUAUCAAAAGGGGACAAUCGCAUUUCUUUUCAGAAAGGAAAUUUUUUCAAAGAUCCUCUUCCAGAUGCUGACCUUUUUAUUCUCUCUCGUAUACUUCAUGACUGGGAUGACGACACGUGUUUGAAGCUCUUAAAAAAAAUUUACAUGGCUUGCAAACCAGGUGAUGGGGUACUUAUCAUUGAAAUGCUCUUAAAUGAAGAUCGGACUGGCCCAUUAAUAGCCCAAUUGACUAGCAUUUUGAUGUUAGUAGUAACAGAUGGAAAAGAGAGAACACUGUCUGCAUUUAAGACUCUUCUUGAAACUGCUGGAUUUAAAGAUAUUCAAUUGGGUGCAAAUGGAAAAAUAAUGGAAGUCAUCCUUGCUAGAAAGUGAAAUGUGAAAUUGUAUCAAAUAUUUGCAAAAUGAAUUUAACACUCAUUAUUUAGUUUAUGGUAUCUGCAAUCCUGUAUGGGUGAAAUGGAAAAUAUUCAGAAAACACAAUGUAAAGCAAUUCUUUUUUUUAUAAAAUGAUUAUAAAGAAUCGUUAUGAAAAUGUAUAGAUCAUAAUAUGGUUUAUUGUUAGACAAUUUGGACCUGAAACAGACAUUUUGCAUGCUAGGAAGCUAUAUUUAUAAUUCUACCACUCUAAGAACAUUAACAAACACGAAUACGUUUUUACGUGAAAUUACUAAAUGUUAAAUCCUGUAUUUUAAUUGACUUUGCACACUACAUACCCUUAUAUAACUUCAGAUAAAUUCAUUUUAUGCCGUUUGUCUUAUACCCAUCUGCCACAACAUUUAACUACUACAGUGAAUCAUAAUAUUAAGGCUUACGAUUAGUCAUAACCAAAUUAUAAGAAUAAACUGUAAAUUAAGUGAUAUUUCAUAGAUACAAUUAACAUAGAUAUAUCUUAAGAUGGAGCAUGUUUGCAGUGCAGUGUGAUACGUUUGCAGUGAUAAAAUAAUAAAGUAUUAAGAGUUUAUCCAGUGAUCAGCAAUUAAGGGGUUAAGCAUUAUACAGCAUCCAUAAUUUGGCAACAAUAACAUAUGGUAUAUGUCAGAACUUUGAAAGAUAAUUUACUAACAAAUGAAUUGUUAGUAUUA